AGUGUAGCUUAUUCGAACUUCAGGAUUUAUCAGCAUCAAAUCCUAUAAUUGCUUCAAAACUGACUAAUACUUGCUGAGAGAUAGUGAAAUGUUCCGGGUGAAAAGUUGGUGACUUAAAUUUGUAUCGAGAUGUGUAGUAACGAGAGUCCUAGUACACCUACUGCAAGGUUCCCUGCUGUCCCAACAUUUCCAGGAUUAGAUGCCAACAUGACUCCAAGAACUCUCAUGCCGAUCGAACAGUAUCGUCUUCAACUUUAUCAAUACGCCGUGGCCGAAAGAUUACGUUAUCCUUUACUGAAUCCUUUCCAAGCGCCGCUGCCAUGCUAUCCGACGCUGUUUCCACGAUCGCUGCAACCGGAAGAACCAAAACCGCAGCACAGUUACAUUGGACUGAUAGCAAUGGCGAUUCUGAGCGCUCCAGAAGGAAAGCUCGUCCUGUCGGACAUCUAUCAGCACAUCCUAGACAAUUAUCCAUAUUUUCGAACCAGAGGUCCUGGCUGGAGAAACUCAAUUCGACACAAUCUUUCCCUGAACGACUGCUUCAUAAAAGCUGGAAGGAGUGCCAACGGGAAGGGACAUUAUUGGGCUAUUCAUCCUGCAAACAUUGAAGAUUUUCGGAAAGGCGACUUUCGCCGUCGCAAGGCACAGAGGAAAGUAAGGAAACACAUGGGACUUGCGGUAGACGAAGAUGGAACUGACUCGCCGAGUCCACCGCCGAUUUCGGCGAGCCCUCCUGCUGCUCCAGGACCUUCUACAGCAGCUUUCGCAGCACCUCCAACUACUAAAGUCUCCUCCAGGAAGCGACAGUUUGACGUGGCGUCACUUUUGGCACCCGAUUCAGGCGAGGAAACAAACGAAGAAGAUAUCGAUGUUGUUAGUGGUGACCAAAAUCAAGAAGAUCAAAAAUGGCCCAUGUUGCCUAUUGUAAAUUACUAUCAAGCACUUUUACAAUCCAAUAGACCUUCAGGAAACAGUAGUAACACUACCGACACCAAAUUCAAUUCCUUAGAAAACAAGGACAAUGUUUAAAGUGACGACAGGACGUUACGUUAGACUUUUUUAAACUUGUAGUGAUUGAAAGUUCGAAUUUAUUUUAAGCAACGACGUUAUUUAUUAUAAAUUAUCGCUGUGAACAAUACUACAAAAGACCUAAAGAAAACA
Agrilus planipennis (emerald ash borer) is the source of this 1161-nucleotide messenger RNA. It is a transcript of the gene fd102C, whose product is annotated as forkhead box protein C1. The record is from RefSeq and is a predicted model, not a curated record. The transcript has a single exon. Lineage: Eukaryota; Metazoa; Arthropoda; Insecta; Coleoptera; Buprestidae. Gene Ontology annotation, molecular function: RNA polymerase II cis-regulatory region sequence-specific DNA binding; DNA-binding transcription factor activity, RNA polymerase II-specific. Gene Ontology annotation, biological process: cell differentiation; regulation of transcription by RNA polymerase II; anatomical structure morphogenesis. The coding region runs from base 130 to 1029 and encodes 299 amino acids.